AUGCCACCACUUCUUAUCGUUCUUUUCAAUGAUGGUGAUCAUGCAGAUCUCUUUGGUCUUGAUGAUGACGAUCUGGAAGACAUUAACGACGAAAGUCUUUUAAUUCCCGACACUGAUCUCGAUGCUGAUCUCGACGCUGAUCUUGAAACUGAUCUUGAAACUGAAUCUGCUAUGCUGCCCAAGUCUCUCAUUCCUUCUCCCCUUAUUGACUACCAUUUCUUUACUAAAAAGCAGGCACUUGACUAUAUUGAUGAGUCUACUGCGCAGUAUGGGUAUGCUUUGGCUACCAAAUUUUCAAAACGCGAUGCAAAUGCAAUGGAGAUUUACGUCCGUUACCCACGCCGUGAUUUUGGUGGCACCUUUCGCGAAAGUAUUGAUGAAUCCGCCCGUAAACAAGAAAAAAUUCAACAAGACUUGUGGACUGCCCAUUUCAAGCGGGGCUCCUUAGGUUAA
Molecule: messenger RNA, 453 nt
Organism: Aspergillus brunneoviolaceus CBS 621.78
Lineage: Eukaryota; Fungi; Ascomycota; Eurotiomycetes; Eurotiales; Aspergillaceae
Exons: 1
Coding region: 1-453 (150 amino acids)
Source: RefSeq, a predicted model, not a curated record